Molecule: messenger RNA, 2897 nt
Organism: Drosophila kikkawai
Lineage: Eukaryota; Metazoa; Arthropoda; Insecta; Diptera; Drosophilidae
Gene: toe
Product: twin of eyg
Biological process (GO): anatomical structure development; regulation of transcription by RNA polymerase II
Molecular function (GO): DNA-binding transcription factor activity, RNA polymerase II-specific; RNA polymerase II cis-regulatory region sequence-specific DNA binding
Source: RefSeq, a predicted model, not a curated record
AGGUAUUAAAAUUUCCCCUACAAAUUUAAUAUUUUAACAAUGUAAUUCACAUCUCGUAUUUCCCAGUGUUGCUUUUUCUGUGAUCCAUGAUUGACAGCCAUUUCUUGGUGUCUCGCCAUUCCCAUAAAAAACACCUUUCCCAGUCGCACCGGGCCAGUUGUAUUACCAAACAAAAUCGCUCGUCAAUUAUAAAGACCGAAAGCCGAAAGCAACUGGUAGCCAAAGCUAGAGCUCUGGCCUGAAAGUUUGACAAACAAUGCACUGAAAUCGAAGGCCCGAGCAAUUAAUUAUUGAACUUUUACAACUUUGCCUCGGCUAUGGGAUUGGGAUUGGGCUUGGGCUUGGAUUUCUGGCCGCAUUUUCGCUCAAUUGUGCGACGACGCUCAAAGAGAGAUCCCCCGAAUGCUCAGUGGCUGGCUCGACCACAACCACAGGCAAACCAGAAUGCAGUGAGGGCACAAGCGGCAACGGCAACCCGAUCCCGAGCUGUAUAGCUAUCGCCAAGUGGCUCUCGGCUGCGGCCAAGACCAGGGUCCAGUUCCAGUUCAGUCUCAGUCAGCGAGUCGGCGGGCGUUGAGUUGGAUUGAGUGUGAGUGCGAGUGCGAUUGUGCGGUGCGCGUCGAGUCAGCGAGCGUUGAGCAGCAGCAGCGGCAGCAGUAGCAGCAGCAACAGCCACCACUGGCAACACCACCAACAGCAAAAGCAACAGCAACACUACCGACCAGCAGCAACACAAGCCACGGUUCCGGUCCGCGUUCCCCUCGAGAGUAGUAACCCACAAAAAAAAAAAACCGUCGGAAAAACAGAGCUCCCAAAAAUGCCGCCUCUCAAAAGAAAGUAGCUCCUGAAGUUAAGUUUAACCACGAACUGCUAGCCUGGCAUGGCCACCACCACAUCACCCGGCCCCACCAGGACAACCACUAAGAUAUCCCUGCCGGUCUCAGGAUCAGGACCAGGAUCAGGCGUCGGCGAAUCCCCGGCUGGAAAAAUGCCCAUGGCCGUGGUGCCAGUGCCGUCGCAUCUGCAGCUGCUGGGCAGCUCUGCCGGAGGCGUUGGCCAGCCGACGGCAAUGACGCCCACGUCGCCCACGGCAGCGUCUACAGUUCUCUCCCAGCCACACAGCCUGAGUCCAUCCACGCCCAUCUUGGCCACGGGAACUCCGCCAGCUCCAGCGCUGGGCGGCAUUUUCUGCGGAGGCUCUGGACCCGGCUCGGCGGGACCAGGGGCAGCAGCUGCGGCUGCAGCGGCCACCAACCUGAACGCCUUAGCCUCCCAGCAUCGCUUGCUGGAGCUGUCCCGCUUUGGACUUAGAGGAUACGACCUGGCCCAGCACAUGCUGUCCCAACAAGGAGCCGUGUCCAAGCUGCUGGGCACCUUGCGACCACCGGGCCUAAUUGGCGGCUCCAAGCCCAAGGUGGCCACUCCGACUGUGGUCUCCAAGAUCGAGCAGUACAAGCGCGAGAAUCCAACGAUCUUCGCGUGGGAAAUCCGCGAGCGACUGAUCACCGAAGGUGUCUGCACCAAUGCCACAGCUCCCUCGGUGAGCAGCAUCAACCGUAUCCUGCGGAAUCGUGCAGCGGAACGGGCUGCGGCGGAAUUUGCACGAGCGGCUAGCUACGGCUACGCCAUGCAUCCCACGCAUCCGCACCCGUACACCAGCUUUCCCACCUGGCCGGCGCAUCAUCCGCUGUGGAAUGCCGUGCCAAUGUCCGCAGGAGCAGGAGUUGGAGCAGGAGCUGCAGUAGGAUCCCUGCAGCCAGGAGGGAGUGGCAGCAGCUAUGGCAGCGAUGGCAACAACAGCUCCCAUCCCAGCCACACCACCCUCAGCAACAGCAACAACACCACCAGCGGCAGUGCCUGUGGAGACAGCAGUGCGGGCAGUGGACGCCUCUCGUUGCCAGCCCUUUCGCCAGAGUCGCAGGCCGGCAGUCGGGAUAGCCACUCGCCGGAUGCAGAUGCCAAUCGGGUGAUAGACAUUGAGGGCGAGGACAGUGAAUCGCAGGACAGCGACCAGCCAAAGUUCCGGCGCAACCGCACCACCUUCAGCCAGGAGCAGCUAGACGAGCUGGAGAAGGAGUUUGACAAGUCGCACUAUCCUUGCGUGAGCACCCGCGAGAAGCUGGCAGGCAGGACGGCACUCAGCGAGGCCAGGGUUCAGGUUUGGUUUUCCAACAGACGAGCGAAAUGGCGGCGCCACCAGCGGGUCAGCUUGCUCAAGCAGCGCGAAUCGCCCUCGACCUCGAGUUCACCCACGCCCAGUCCGGUGGUGGUCAAGGCGUUGCCAGCUCCGGCCUCGGCUCCACCUUUAGCCCCAGUUCCAACUGCAGCUCCAGAAGCUGGCCAGCAGCCGAAGCAGCAGGAAUACUACCACAGCAGCAGCAACAGCGGCAGCAACAGCCUGAGGAGGAGCAGCAUCAACCACAUGGCAGAGCCAGCGGUGGCGCCCACUGUCUCACCCACAGCAUCAGCUCCAUUAUCAAUGGGCGGUGAGCACAGUGCAUUCCGUUCACUGCCCAUGACCAUGUCAAUGCCCAUGUCCAUGUCCGUGCCCUCGGCUUCGGCGGCGGCCUUUGCCCUGAGCUUUGCCCGCCAGUAUAUAGCCAAGUAUAUGGGACAACAGCAGGAGCAGCAGCAGCAGCAGCAGCAAGAGCAGUUGCAACAGCAGCAGCAGCAGGGCAAUCAGGAUCAGGAGGAGGUUAUCAACGUGGAGCACGACACCGCCACCGCCGAGUGAGAGAGCAAUUCGACUGGCUUCGAGUGCAUUUUUCCUAUCGCUUUAAAUCGAGAAUUUAGUGCAAUUUUAUUACUUAAUUUAUUCAGUUUCUACCGACCACAUCUAACCGCGUGCUGAGUACAAAUAAAGAUCGAAGCGCUGACAUGCGUGCGAUAAGUUCUCA